CCAAAGAGUGGAAGAUGCUGGAUAAGGCCACUCUGCUCCUCUUCCUGCAUUUAGUUGCAUGCUCCAUCUCCUCUCCUCUCUACCCAGCUCUCAGGUACAGCCCAGGGCCAGUUGCUGGCAAGGCCGUGAACUUCCAGCUACAGCACAGCCGCCCAUUGCAGAGCCAUAACCCCUCGGCGGAAGAUCAAGAUGAGGAGGGUUUGUUAACAGACCCCACUGAGAAAAGGAUGCAGCGCCAUGCUGAUGCCAUAUUCACCGACAACUACCGGAAAUUCCUGGGGCAGAUUUCCGCCCGCAAAUUCCUACAGACCAUCAUUGGCAAGCGGCUUGGAAGCAGUGAGAACAACCCAGGAGAAGGCGUGCAUGAAUUUCUGACAAGGCGCCAGUCUGACAGCAUCCUGAUGGACAGCCGCUACCACCAACAGAUGGUACUAAGGGACUUCCUGGGAGCCAUGCUGCAGAAUCAAAGGCCUCAGGACAUCAACAGCAGUCGGCUAGAAGGUUUGCCCAGCACCUUGGCUAAGCUCAUGUAAAUAGUUCUCCCUUUUUCAUCUCCCCAUGCUCUGAAUGAUUCAGAGCUCGUGGAUCUAACUGUACAGUAAGCCCUUCACAGCAAUGAAGACAUUCCCGGAUGUGACCAGCUGGAAACUGAUG
This is a messenger RNA of Charadrius vociferus (killdeer), 654 nucleotides long. It is a transcript of the gene GHRH, whose product is annotated as growth hormone releasing hormone. Gene Ontology annotation, biological process: positive regulation of growth hormone secretion; growth hormone secretion; positive regulation of cell population proliferation. The record is from RefSeq and is a predicted model, not a curated record. The transcript has 6 exons. Gene Ontology annotation, molecular function: growth hormone-releasing hormone activity; neuropeptide hormone activity; growth hormone-releasing hormone receptor binding. Gene Ontology annotation, cellular component: perikaryon; extracellular region; terminal bouton. NCBI's taxonomy places the organism in Eukaryota, Metazoa, Chordata, Aves, Charadriiformes, Charadriidae. Bases 15 to 533 code for a protein of 172 amino acids.